Molecule: messenger RNA, 2496 nt
Organism: Ectocarpus sp. CCAP 1310/34
Lineage: Eukaryota; Phaeophyceae; Ectocarpales; Ectocarpaceae
Source: the annotation of a GenBank genome assembly
AUGGUUGAAGCAGCCGAAGAAGCAGCCGGCGGAGAGGAUCCAGCGGGGGAGGACGAUGCAUUGGUAGCGGCGCUGGAGGGUGUGAAAUAUGACGGACCUGUAUCCCCGUGCGACAACUGCCACAUCACGAAGCACAAGAAGGCUCCCGUCCCGAAGAAGACCAGCCGUGCCCUGACCAAACCAGGCCAACUCGUCCAGUUCGACAAUAUGGGACCAAUCGACCCGCCUGCGAAGUACAACGGACGCACCUACUCCUACGUCGCCAAAGCGACCGACGUCUUUACCAGAAUGCGGGAAGUGGAGUCUGCGAUCAAGCUGGAAUUCGCCGCGACCAACACGCCCCAAGAAAUCGGAGGGUCAGAAAGGGAUGGCCAGAUACUUGCGGCUCUAACCCGAGCUCUACUGCGCCAUGGAGACUUCCAAAAACACAUGCGGGGGGAGCUCAUGAUGACUGCAGCAUACCUGACCAACAGGACCCCACACGCUGCGCUAGGGGGAGCCACGCCGUAUUCCAAGGUGUACAACACAACCCCGGGCCUUUGUCGACUUCGUGCCAUCGGCGCCCGCGCGUUCGUUCAUCACGAGCGAUACAAGAAGAAGCUAGACCACCGGGCCUUUGAAGGCAAGCUCUGCGGUUACGGACCUGACAGCAAGACGUACCGGAUCUACGUGGAGGACAAAGACAAGGUCUUCGAGAGCCGGAACGUGACUUUCAUCGAGACUCCACCCGACGCCAUCCCCACUCACCGGUGGGACAAUCGUCUCGGAUAUGAACAGGACGUGACGAACUUCACGUCAUUGCUCGGACACGGUACCUCUACGGGCGACGAAGACAACAAAGUGGACUACGGAACACAAUCAGAGCUCCUGCUGCACGAGAUGCGCAACAUGCAGCAUGACAACAUCGACCGAGCAGAACUUCGCCAAAACAACGCGGGCACGGAUUCCGACAAUUACUUUGCUGCUGGGGGAGCUGACAGCAACCACAACCCGCGGACUACGACACCAUCCAGGAUAUCGCAGGACACGACACUCGAAUCACCCACGACGCCAACAGAAACGGACUCUGCUUCACCAGCCCCGAUCCCAAUGGGUCGAUUAACGGUGACCCGUCCUGCCACGCGCACUCACCAACUCACAGAUGACCCUAUCAACCCUUCAUGCAUCCCGAAAUCUCUGGAAGUGAGCAUGAACGACAGAAGUCACUCGACCAUGACUGUCAGCCACCCCGACCCACUGGAGCUCACCGAGGAUCAACUACUCGAUCUCACCCACCAAGCGCAGCAACGAUGCCCUACUGACGCGGCGGAUUUUGCUCCCCUGGAUGAAGACCCCUUCACCGAAGUCCGGGCGUAUGCUUUCCUCACGGGCACCUCGAGCAAAGGGUUCUUGGGGGAGACAUUCCUGAACGCGUACGCCGACAGAGACGUCUACGUCAGGCCGGCGCCAGGCGACGAGGAGAGGGACCCUACGACAGGUGAGAUGAUGGUCUACAAACUGGAGAGAAGUCUGUACGGCCUGACACAGUCCCUGUGGAACGACGCCAUCAAUGACAGACUCAUCAUCUUCGGCUGGCAGCGCACUCACUCUGACCCCUGUGUCUACAUCUUCGUAAGCGGGGACGAACUCACAAUCCUCGCGAUCUACGUCGAUGACAUCCUCAGCACGGGCGGAAACAACGAGAUCGCAAACCCGGUCAGCACCCCCGGGUAUGGAGCAGAACUAUCAACCGAGCAGCCUCAAGACCAACUACUCGGAACCGAGGACAAGCAGAGAUUCCAGGCCAUCACCGGGAGUCUCCUGUACCUUGCCCAAUGCACCCGCUACGAUCUGUCAUACGCAGUGCACCAACUGACACGGGCAUGCGCAAACCCAGCACAGGUCCACAUGGCUGCGGCCAAGCACCUACUACGGUACCUACGCGGAACGCCGGACCUGCCGAUCGUGUACAAGAAGGGGCAGUUCAGACUCUCGUGCUUCACUGACUCGUCAUUUGGAGCCAACCCAGACAACCGCAGGUCUCCCACCGGAUACCUGUUCUCCCUAGGAGGGGGACUGAUCAGCUACGGAGCCAAGGCACAGACUCUCGCAGCACAGAACACCGUGGAGGCCGAGCUUCAAGCGCUGAGCUUCAGUGCUCGCGAGGCAGUCUACAUCUCCAACUUCAUGACGGAAAUCGGAUUCAAGACCUUUCGAUCGGUACCCAUCAACAGCGACAGCACCGGAGCAUUGACUGUGGCCAGCAACGCGAUGUUCAGCUCUAGAACCAAGCACAUCGCGCUCCGGUUCUUCUUUCUUGGGGAACUCACGAAGAGGCACCGGAUCACUCUUCACCACCAACCUAGUGCCACGAUGUUGGCGGACAUCGCGACGAAACAUCUCCCGAAGUAGCGAUUCGCCACCAUCAUGCAACUCAUCAAGGACUACAAGUUCUAGAAGAUAUUGAGCACAAGAUCGUAUAGUAUGGUUGAAUGUUUUGAACGCGUGUAUUGCUCA